AUGCGAGAGAUUCUUCACAUCCAAGGAGGGCAGUGCGGCAACCAGAUCGGUGCCAAGUUCUGGGAAGUGGUGUGCGACGAGCAUGGCGUGGACGCCGGAGGAAUCUACAAGGGCGACUCGCCGCUGCAGCUGGAGCGUGUGAAUGUCUACUAUAACGAAGCCAGCAACGGCCGCUAUGUUCCCCGCGCCGUGCUAUUGGACCUGGAGCCCGGGGUGCUCGACAGCGUGCGAGCAGGGCCGUACGGCAAGAUUUUCCGGCCGGAUAAUUUCGUGUUCGGGCAGACAGGCGCGGGGAACAACUGGGCCAAGGGGCACUACACGGAGGGCGCGGAGUUAAUUGACUCGGUCAUGGACGUCGUGCGCAAGGAGGCGGAGAACAGCGACUGUCUGCAAGGUUUCCAGGUCUGCCAUUCACUAGGCGGCGGCACGGGGUCGGGGAUGGGCACGCUGUUGAUCGCCAAAAUUCGCGAGGAGUACCCGGAUCGCAUGAUGCUGACGUUUUCCGUCUUCCCGUCGCCCAAGGUGUCGGACACGGUCGUCGAGCCGUACAACGCGACGCUAUCGGUGCACCAGCUGGUCGAGAACGCGGACGAGUGCAUGGUGCUCGAUAACGAGGCGCUCUACGACAUCUGCUUCCGCACGCUCAAGCUCGCCAAUCCCAGCUUCGGCGAUCUCAACCACCUCAUCUCCGCAACGAUGAGCGGAAUCACGUGCUGCCUGCGCUUCCCCGGGCAGCUCAACUCGGACCUGCGCAAGCUAGCCGUUAACCUCAUCCCCUUCCCGCGCCUCCACUUCUUCAUGGUCGGCUUCGCGCCGCUCACGUCGCGCGGCUCGCAGCAGUACCGCGCGCUGACGGUUCCCGAGCUCACGCAGCAGAUGUGGGACGCGAAGAACAUGAUGUGCGCCGCGAACCCGCGCCACGGGCGCUACUUAACGGCGUCCGCGAUGUUCCGCGGGAAGAUGAGCACUAAGGAGGUAGACGAGCAGCUCUUAAACGUGCAGAAUAAAAACUCGUCGUAUUUCGUCGAGUGGAUCCCGCACAACGUGAAAUCGUCCGUCUGCGACGUGCCGCCGCGCGGCCUUUCCAUGUCGUCGACGUUCGUCGGAAACAGCACGAGCAUCCAGGAGAUGUUCAAGCGCGUGAGCGAGCAGUUCACGGCGAUGUUCCGGCGAAAGGCCUUCCUUCAUUGGUACACGGGCGAGGGCAUGGACGAAAUGGAAUUCACGGAAGCGGAGAGCAACAUGAACGAUCUAGUGAGUGAGUACCAGCAGUACCAGGAGGCGAGCGCGGACGAGGAAGACGCGGGUGAAUACGAUGCUGAGGAGCUACCCUCAUCACCCCCUCGCUCAUGCCUCUUCUGCUCGCCCCUCGACAGGGAGUCAUCACAUUCAAGAGCUGCUGCAGCUGAGGCAUCGCGUGCACUCACACCCACACAUCCGCCCUUGCUCAUGCACCCACCAACACUCUCCACACGACCAGAUGCUGCUGCUGCUGCUGCUGCUGCUGCCGCUGCCGCUGCCGCUGCCGCAGCAGCUAUGGUAGCCCGAUGGGGGGCGCCGCAGCGGCCUGUGCAAGCGGGGCCUGACCAGGCACAACAUGACCCACACGUGCUUUCAACCCCUGCUGUCGCUGCUCGUUCCACCAACGCUGCUGCUGCUCCUCCUCUUUCUCCUGCUUCAGUUGUUGCUGCUGCUGCUGCUGCUGCUGCUGCUGCUGCUGCUGCUGCAGGGCCUACUGUCGCCAUUGCUGUUGCAACUGAGGCGCCAUCUCCGCGUCUGCUGCCAGCCAUACCUCUUGGCACUCUCACAACAACCUCAAGAGAAUUUGCUACUGCCACUGGCGCUGCCGCCAUUGGUGCUGCUGCUGCUGCUGCUGCUGCUGCUGCUGCUGCUGCUGUUAUUGCACUCCCAUCCUCUCCCUCCCUCUCCGCCUCGUCUUCCCCGCACAUGCCUCCCGCAUGCCCUUCCCCCGCGGAACCGCACUUCCCCUGCGCUCUCCCUUUCUCAACUUCCGCGCCCCCCGCUCCUCCCCCCCAAGCCACCGCCACGCGCUGGCGCUUGGAGAAAGGGGGAAGGUCCCAGGACGAGGGGAGGGUGGGGGAUCUGCGGAAGGGGGUCUGGGGGAAGGACUGCGGAACUUGCUGCGCUAUGUGGUGCGCCAGGGGCGAUAUGCGCUGGUUCUCAAACAUGCCUCCCGCGGACGGCGGAACCGGCGCCAGUGGUGGCGCAAGCGGUGGCGCAAGAGGAGGCGGUGGAAGGCGCGGAGGCGGAAGAAGAGCGGGAACACAGGGAAGGGCUCCAGGGCGCUGCGGCGGUGCCAAGUCCGCGGACGAGAAGGAUGCGUCCGCGCGGCGGUUCGGGGGAACUGAAGGGGGCUCGGGGGAGCCUUGCGGAGGUGAGUGUAACGAGAGGGACGCGCAGGGAGGCGCGGAUGGGGCGGCGAGUGUGCGGAAAGCGGCAGUGGCGGGGGCACAGGCCGCGCACGCACGCGGAGCGGAGGGCGGCGAUGGCUGCGCGGAAUCGUCUGCUGCAAGGCGCGCGGCGGAAACAGCAGCGGGGACUGCCGCGUCUGCAGAGCCGCUUGCACCGGCGGUAGCGGCGGCUGGUACGGCCGCGGCUGCCGUCGGCGGUGCUGGUUGGCUCUGGCGUCGUUUUCUGACGAGGAUUCGGCGGGCGGUGAGGGAUUGCACGGGUGAAGAGGACUUGUGUGUGAGGGUAUCCAUGCACAUGGCGCGCGGAGGAGCGCGAGGAGGGGGGCGCGGACGAGAGCGGGAAGAAGCGGGUGUCUAG
Messenger RNA from Closterium sp. Naga37s-1, 2790 nucleotides. Lineage: Eukaryota; Viridiplantae; Streptophyta; Zygnematophyceae; Desmidiales; Closteriaceae. The record is from the annotation of a GenBank genome assembly.